Messenger RNA from Rhipicephalus sanguineus (brown dog tick), 2089 nucleotides. Its product is annotated as homeobox protein OTX2. Gene Ontology annotation, cellular component: nucleus. Gene Ontology annotation, biological process: regulation of transcription by RNA polymerase II. The record is from RefSeq and is a predicted model, not a curated record. The coding region runs from base 344 to 1426 and encodes 360 amino acids. NCBI's taxonomy places the organism in Eukaryota, Metazoa, Arthropoda, Arachnida, Ixodida, Ixodidae. Gene Ontology annotation, molecular function: RNA polymerase II cis-regulatory region sequence-specific DNA binding; DNA-binding transcription factor activity, RNA polymerase II-specific. The transcript has 6 exons.
AUAUACCUUGAGAUUGUCCGCUGCUGGCCAACGUGUUCAUCGAGUGCGGCAAGUCGUCGCCAACAAGCGCGGUCCCGUCGGUGCCGGAACUUGUUCUACGUGGUUUCUCGCAGUUUCUCGCUGGUUGACUGACUUCUAUGGGCGGUCAGCACGUUGAACGCCGCCAAACAAGGAGAGCUCGUCCCGCCAUCGUUCCUUCCCGCCCCAAAGCCACGCCAGCACGGACAUACGAACAAACUGGCUGCCCCUGCCACCGAGUGCGAGCAAGCUGGCGUUUCAACCGGCGGCUGCGGCAGGAUCGGGCCCUUUCGGCGGCUGCCAGGCGUCCGCCGGCGGCGCGGCCAUGGCGGCUGCGUACCACCACCUCAAAGGUCCUGCGGCUGCGUACUCCAUGAACGGCAUCGGACUGCACACCUCGGCGGGCGUCGAUCUGCUUCACCCAGGCUACCCCGCGCACGGACCGAUACGGCUGGACAAGUAUCGCGAUGAGUGGGAUCAACCACCAGUGCUAGAUGACGUCUGGUACGGAUCACCCGGCUGCCCAAGAGGACAUGAUGCACAUGACGUCUACGAUUGGUCGUGGUAUGCGUCAGGACCAGCUCCCCGCAAGCAGCGGCGCGAACGGACGACGUUCACGCGGGCCCAGCUGGACGUUCUGGAGGCGUUGUUCAGCAAGACCCGCUACCCUGACAUUUUCAUGCGCGAAGAGGUCGCGCUCAAGAUCAACCUUCCGGAGUCCAGGGUUCAGGUGUGGUUCAAGAACCGUCGCGCCAAGUGCCGCCAGCAGCAGCAACAGCAGCAGAACGGCUCCGCUUCCUCCAAGCCCCGACCCAAGAAAGCCAAGAGUCCUGCGCCGUCCUCCAGCCCGACGUCGUCGAGUCGGGGCGAGUCCCCGUACAAGCCUUCGGCGCUCGUCGCCUCCUCCCCGCUGGCUAGCGCCGCCGCGUCGCCGCUCCACCAACAGCCCAGCGCCAUCUGGAGUCCCGCGGCCAUCAGUCCAGCCGUGGCUGAGCUCAUGAACGCCCACCAGCGGUCCCCCUACCACGCGGGCGCCGCCACGUCAGCCCCUUCGCACGUCGUCCAAGGACCAGCCGUGUCCGUGAGCCAGAGCACCCUAUCGGCCGGUGGACCUCAGCACGGGCCGCCUCACUCGCUCCAGACAGGAAGUUGCUACGCCCCCGCGGUACCCUACGCGUCGCCGCACUACUACACCGGCAUGGACUACCUGAGCGGCCAGAUGCACCAGACGCCGCCGCCCCCGCCGCACGCCUCGUCCCUGCAAGGUCCGCACCCCACGUCUCACCAUCAAGACCGACCCGGGGUGUUGAGUACGCGGACACCUCCUGCUGGUGACUGCCUGGAGUACGGCGCCUCGUCGGCGGGUGAGAAGGCGAGUGGUGGUCCCUGGAAGUUCCAGGCUCUCUGAGGGCCAACAAAAACAGCAGACCCCGCGGUGUGCGUGUGUUUGUGGGGGCGGGUGGGCUCCUCUCGCGCGUGUUUGUUACCCAUCACGCUUGAAGCAGCCUGCGAGUAUGUGCACCGCCCUCUUGUGAUACGCCCGGGACAAUCGCAUCGCUUCGUCACUUCUUCUUCAUGUGCGUCUGUGUGUAUGGAUGUGCGUGUGCAUGUGCGUGUGUACAUAUGGAACAUUUUGUAGAGGGCAACCCGUCGUCGACAGUGUCGUCGAAGGUCCCACGAAUGGCGGGCACAUCUCAUUUGGACCUCAACUUGCGCUGUCUGCCAUGAACUGAAGUCAACGGAGAGAUAGGAGAACAUAUAGGAGGUGCGCGGUCGCUCUCCAAAUGCCAAUCCCAAGCUCUCCUCCGCUUCACACUUUACCGCCAUCAGCCACCAAGUAAACGAAUCAGAUACCGUCAACUAGCUACGGCAGUCGACCAUCAGCGACAUCAAAAGCAGCAGCAGUGGCAUUACCAUCAGCAAGUCUCCAAGGUGGUCCCCAUUCUUUUAACACAGCCGGCAGUGUGCCAGUGCGUGUGGCAAGCAAGCGCUUCGUCUCGUGUUGUUACGGGAACGCUAGACGCUUGACUUUCAGCUAAGCUUCUAUUUAAGCUGUAAAUAAAAAUCGAAA